This is a messenger RNA of Vicia faba (fava bean), 375 nucleotides long. NCBI's taxonomy places the organism in Eukaryota, Viridiplantae, Streptophyta, Magnoliopsida, Fabales, Fabaceae. The record is from the annotation of a GenBank genome assembly.
AUGAGUCUAGGUGUCUUACAUCGUCACACACCUGCCUCUGAUUGCACAACAUCUCGAAGCGACUCCCCAACCGAUGCUCCACCGUCCACCUGGGAAUGCAAAAUCACCGGCAACAACCUAUCUAGUAUUGCAAUCGCGUCUCAAAAUCAUUUCAUCAUUUCAUCGUUUCAUCGUUUCAGGUUACAAGGAAUCGCUUCUCAAAAUCGCUUCAGGUUGCAAUCGCUUCUCAAAAUCGCUUCAGGUUGCAAUCGCUUCUCAAAAUCGCUUCAGGUUGUUGAAGCUAAUCAUCCAGGGAAACCAAAUGUUUCUAAGGCUGAGCUUAAGGAAAAACUGGCAACUAUGUAUAAUGUGAAGGACACUAACACUGUGUGGUGA